Bactrocera tryoni is the source of this 10457-nucleotide messenger RNA. RefSeq lists its product as uncharacterized. Lineage: Eukaryota; Metazoa; Arthropoda; Insecta; Diptera; Tephritidae. Bases 2858 to 6898 code for a protein of 1346 amino acids. The record is from RefSeq and is a predicted model, not a curated record. The transcript has 11 exons.
GUCUGGCGUUGUGCGCGAAAUUGUGAGGUCGUCGUCGUAGUCGUUAUCGUCAUCGUCUUCGUUGAUAUUUUUGGUGUGCGUGCGAAAUUAUUUUGUAGUGAAUUUUCGAAGAAACAACAAAAAAGCGAUUAGAGUGAAAUUAAAUCGAGGCUUAGACCAAAAAUAGUGUGUUGUUUGGAAAGGCGUAUAAAAUUUAGCGCUUACAUUUAAGGCAUUGGUUUUGGACAAGUUAACAGUGAAAAAUUUGAAAUACUAGAAAAAAAUCCUUGAAAGUGAAUUUUUCGAAAAUCUCAUACAACGCUUAAAAGUGUAGAUUUUUAAUGCAGUUUAUCAAUAUUUUUUUUGUCUAAAUUAACAUCUCGAUUCUUUAACGAUUUUUAUGUUAAUGAUUACCGCUGCUGUGUAAGCCUUAGUGAUGAUAAUUAUCGCAUUUAUAUGUAGAGAGUAGUGUCUCAAUUAAUUACGGUGAAAUUUCAAAGUGAAUUCUGAUAAGCUUCCUUGCAACCACACAUUGCAAACUGUAAAAUGAUUUCUAUGUGAAGUGAUCCAGUGAAGAGACAAAAAAAUGUGUGAACAUCGUCUCUCUCUUGUGAUAAUUUGCAAGUCUGCUGUUGAUAUUCUGUGAGAUCCCCACUAACUGUCGCUUUUCGGAUGUGUGUGUGUAUGCAUUUUCCAACAGUUUAAAGUGGAAAAAACAACAAAUUUUCAAUAAAAAUAUUUGAAUAAUUGAUAUGAGCAAUAUUAGUAAAGAAAAUUGAAACUAAUUAAUUGAGAAAACAAUGAAAUGAGCAGUUUGCACGCGGAAAAAAAUCGAAAAAGUGUUUGUAAAAAUGAAAAUAAAUGUUAGAAAUUGUUCAAAUGUAUGAAUAUUACUAAAAUUGUAUCUGUAAAUGCAACGGCUGAAACCUACUUUGAAAAAAUAAAAAAUAAAAAUUGUGUACAGAACAUUACUGUGCCAAAAAAGGCAUAUAAAACAUAUAAAAAAUAAUUAGUGAAAAAAACUAAAACUAAUUAUUUUGAGUGGUGUUUAAAAAAAAAAAUUCUGCGACAAAAAUAAUAAUGUUUAGAAGGCGUAUUCGUGUAUCAGCUGCAUUUCUAUUGCAGGAAAAUUUAUAAGAUAAAAGCAGCAAUGAACUAAAUGUGUCACGUGCAUGCAAUUGUGUAAUGUUCUAAACAAUUUGGAAGCAAAAAAACAAAAAACAAUAGCAAUUGCAACAACAUCAACAAAACGGGGAUCCAAAAACUAACAACCACUCAAACAAGAAAAGAGAUGGAAUAGGAACAAGACAAUGUAAUUAAAUGUGAGACUCAACUGAAGCUCUAAGGCAUUCAAAAAAUAUUUUAACGGCACUAAAGGCAUAAUUGAAUGUAAUCAACCCCUCCGCACCAGUUAGCCAAGCAACAAGAGUCAUAUACACAACGGUUUGCCGGCCUGCCUCUCUGCUUUUUACAUUGUGUGGCUACUCAGCACAUUGUUGUGUAGUGCUCAGCACUCACAAAGCCACUCGCUCACCAAUCAAACCAGCCAAGCCAGCGAGCAAGCAAGCAAAAUCAUUCAGUUAACCAGCUAACUGACUGGCUCUUGGCAUUUGUUGCUUUGGUUUCAUUUUAUUUGAACGUCGCCGUUGCCGUCGCAGUCAACGAUUUUACAACAAACGCACCUAACUACAUGCAUACAUACAUAUACACAAAUGUCGUUGGUUGAUUGUGUCGAUGACGAUGACGCCCGAACGUUGGGAUUGACUGACUGAGUCACAGCGGCAGUUCAUGCCUUCACUGUUUAUAGCGGAGUGUUGCUUACAAGCGUGCUAUUGUUGUUGCUGUGAGUUUUGUUUGGAGCAGACACACACACACAUACAACGAACUGUGUGGAGCUUUGCAUGAGGCUAGCGCUGACGUUGGCCGGCAGUUGCAUUCGACGCGCCAACGGAACGGGUCGCGUCUACAGUCUACGUGAGUCUGGCACGGCGAGUGUUAGCUAGCACGCGUGUUGUUAAGGUCGUCAACGCGAAUUUUUCCGCUUAGCGAUUCACCUAUAGUCACGUAUAUAUAAAUACAUAUGUAUAUAUACAAUAUAGGUGUUUUUGUAGCUACGUCGGUUGCCGUUUGUCGUCAGCAGCAGCGUUGUCUACGCCGUCAUUAGCGGUUUGUGUGUGUAUGUUCGCGCAGUGCUUUUGGGCUGUAGAUCAUGCCAAAUACGGGCCGGCAGUUGACAGGCUAGCACAGUGUCAAUUAGAAUAGAACCAAGUGACAACGAGUGCUGCUUGGUUGGCCAAAAACGGGCGUGUAAAUAACCCAAAAAGCGCAGGCAAAGCAAACGCAAGCAAAAGCUGCAAAAAAUGCAUAGAAGUGUGAAAACUACAAAAAAUGUGAUUUUCCUAAGGAUUUCGAAGUGCCCACGAGAAAAUAUAAAAAAAAAUAAUUUCUAAGUGAAACGCGUAUAAAGCAAAUUCAGGCAAGCAAGUGCAGUGAAGUUGGCAGCAACAACAAUAAUAAAGUGUAGUGCGUACAACAUUCCAGUAGCUAAGCAGAAGCAGAGCUGAAAAAGUAUUGAAAAAAGUAAAAAAAAAAUUCAAAAAUUAAAAAAAGUAAAAUAAAACCGCAUUCACUGUGUGCGUGUGUCGGUGUGCGAUCAUUUCAUUGUGCUGUGCGCAGGCGUGCACGCCCUACCCUUACGGCAGCUGCUCCCAGUAAGCAACAACAACAACUUCUACUACAACAAAACAAUAAAAGCAAAUUAAAAGUGUUGUUGUUGUGUGUUUCCUCGUAGUUAACGAAUUCAUUUCAAUUUUUUUUGUGUUUGCUGUUAUUGUGAUUUUUUUGCGCGCGCGCUCAAAUCGCUUUGUUGCCUAGCGAAAUGACUGAUUCCAUGAAAUUAUCCGAAAUGCAACGCAGUAGUAUCGAAUUCGAACGUCAACGACACUUGGCCAACUGGUUUAUCAAGAGUAGCCCGCACAUGGCAACACCAACGACUGUCGGCAGCGUUGCAACCACAGCAACAACAACGGCAACAGCAGCUGGUGCCACAACAGAUACGACAACUACGAGCGCCGUAGCAGCAGCAGCAGCAACAACAAUAAAAAAUACAGCGUCAUCAACAACAAAUCUAGUAGGUGGCAACCAUACAAAUGGCAUGUCGUCGUCGUCAGCCGCCGCACAUCAUCAACAACAGCAACUGAGUGCUAAGCAUCACAGCAGUUGUGGUGGCGGCGGCACCAGCGCUAAUCCACCGCCUCCUGUCUUUUUCUUAGUCUCCAACAAUGGCAACACAAACGGCAAUCUUGUCAAUGGCAGCAAGCACAGCAGCAAUGCGUCACCGGCUGCUACAGGUGUUGCUACGCCGCCCAAUGCGAUAAGUGCUGUCUCCGGCGGUCCGUUAGGCCAUUUCGGGGCGGUCGAGGGACGCAAACCGAAAUUGCGACGCUUCAACUCGCACGACACCAGCGCUAACAUGUUCUCCGUGGCGGACUUUGAGAAUGCACGUCUGGCGCGACGCAAUGAAAUCGAAAUGAAGCAGCGUUUGGCACGACGCAUGCGCAUGAGUGCCGGCGGUGGCGGUUAUGGCUCUGCGGCCGUUGGCGGUAUGGGCGCGAACUUGGCCGGUGGCAAUGGUUGCGGACUGGGUGCUAAUGGCAAUGGCAGCGGUGCGGGCAAUUGUGGCAAUGGCAGCAUGUGUGGUGGUGGCGAUUACUCCACCGGCGACAGUAAAGCAUCCAAGUACAGCAAUGAGUCGCAGCACGAGCCUCUACCCGCGGACAUCUUUCUCGAUCGGUAUUCGUUGCCGCGCGUAGUGCGUAUCUCGUACAAGACGAAGUUCUCCGACGAAACGCUGCAGUCCUCUUCUUCGAAUGGCUCGUCCACGGCCACAACACACACCACCGGCACCAGCGCCUCGAACUCGUCGGUCAGCGCUUUUGGCAUGACGGUGGCCAUUAACACCGGUACCUCCUCAUCGACGGCCUCCUCAAGCGGCAAUGUGAAUGCGCACAGCUCGGGUGCUACGAAUACGAGCAGCAGUGGUGAAAGAGUGACCACCAAGCACUCCACCUCGCAUAACACAACAGUUUCGACAUCGACUGCAGCAGCAGCGGCGUCGUCGGCAACUCAGUCAAAUACAGCAAUUAACGGUAAUGGCAACGCCGAUGCGGAUCAUCGCGAUCACGCCGAUCAUGGCGAGCUGUUUUUGCUUUAUCGGCUAAUACGCCAGCGUCACAUUUUUCACGGGCAUAAUGCCAAAACGGCGGCAGCGAGCCGCAAGAAAGGUGUGCUGAUUCCGCAAGAGUUUCCAGGCUACUUUUCGCUGCUCAAUGACAAGGGUAUACCCACAGCGACGCUCUACACCUCACUGAUACAGUUGGUGCGCGAACGUGUUUACAAAUUCGUCUCAGUCGACAAUAUGCCCGCCUUCACGGAAUCCCAACCCAACGUAAAUAACCCACCCACAGAGGGUUGCAUACCAAUAUAUACCCAACCACCGCCACCACCGACCAACAAUCGCCCACAGUAUGUGAAGACGACAGCGCGAGGUGGUCAAGUCUUUCGACUGCUAGCCGUUUUCGAAGAUGGCAAGCAGGAUCACACGACAAUCGGUUGUACCGGUGGUGUUACAACAAAAGCGAAUAACAAUCAUGGUCGGGAGAAAGAGAAGGGACGUUAUGCUCAAUUGCUGAAUGAGAACCGACAGGUGUUGUAUGUGUCGCUCUCUACAAAGGGCAAAUUUUACGAGAUCGAACCGGGUAUACCACAAAUACUGCAGAAACUCGGUGGCAUCGGCAAUGAGGCGAAUAAGAAAGUCAAUCCGGAUUGUGUGCAUCGCAUUACGACGCUGAUAACGCCACAACGGGAGUUACCGUUAACGCUACGUUACAUCUCCGGACCGCAUGGCUGUAGUAGCGCGAUACCCGAGAAUGUUUGCAUUACGCACAUAACCACUGAGAAUGUGGUGAUCGCCUGUCCCAUCGAGGAUGUGGAAGUGCAAAGUCCACUGCAUUUACGUAAGCUGCAUCUAUCCAAAGAGAUGAAUUUGUUGAAGAGUUCACUGGGUUUCGAGAGUGAACAACGCAUGCUGGCAAAUCCCAAUGUGCAAAAUAUAUUGAAGUUUUGUCAAUUCAAUUGUGAUCAGUUUUUGAAGAUGGUUGAGGUGGAGAUACUGCACCGUCCGGAGCGUUCUGGUUCGAAGAGUCGUGGUGAAGGUUUGAAAAUUUUGAAACCACUACAUCUACCAAAGCUGCUGCGACGUGAGAAGACCACAAUACCGGCGCAUGAGAAGGAAGACUCCAUAAUCUUCCUCAGCAAAUCGGAUCUCGCUAAUCUGGAAGCAAAAGAAGCAGCCGCGCAAGCAGCCUUUGAAAGCGCAGCAAGCAGCACCAACCGCAUUAGUGAUAAGAUGAAAGUUUUUCAGUCGACAAAGAAGAAAUGGUUCCGCAAACAGGACAAACAUGCAGCGCACACAAUGACCUCCUACGAACUGGAUGUGCAGGCGAAACGCAUGAGCAUGGAACGCUAUUCAGAUAUGUCGAAGUUGUUACAGGAACGUUUCGGCGAUAAACCAAAUACGCAGCCACAAGACGCGCAUGAAUCAAUUUCGGAACCGAGUGGCGGCGCAUCGGAUAUCGGUUGUUCUGAUACGGAGACCACAACUUUGGCGACUAUCGAUGAACAAUUCAAGAAAGUCGAAACGAGCGGCAAUAAAAUGAUAACCAAAUCCAUGUCGCUACAGGAUAUUGAGCUUAUUAGCGGCGGCGCCGCUGCACGCAAACCUGAUUUGCUACCAAACACCGAUACCAUCUCAGAGGCGGGCACCGAUCUUGAAGAUCUCGAGAAUCAGGACCUCAUGCCACAGUCUUUUAUAACCGAAAAGCUUUAUAAUGAGUUCCACGUCAAAACGCGGCAGUACAGCAAAUCCUCCUCGAGCCUGCAUCAACUCUUGAAUUUUUCAUUACCACAAAAAAUGCAGUUACACGACAACAAGCGUUCGCUGGCGCAACUGAAGCACAAUGGCAACAACGGCAUCUUAGCAGCAAAACCAACGCUAGGGGACAAACGACUUGAUUUUAAUAUCGGCGAACCCGUAACUGGCAGACGUGCCGCUGGCGGGCUCUCACUGCUUGCCGGCAACGGUGGUCUGGGCCAUUCAAGCAAUCACACUGCGCUCGCCUCACCGCUAACACCCACCAGCCUAAUUGACGACCUGCCCUACUCGAGCGUACGCGAUUCGCUGGUGCUCUCAAGCGACGAAUCGGCAUCGGAGAAUCCAGCCGGCAACAUUUGUCAGGCACUCAACAUGAUCGACUACAACAAAGAGAAUAUCUAUGCAGAGAUAUGUCAUGAUAAUGUUAGCCACAAUGCAACAGCCACAGCUGGCACCACGGUCUCGGCUAUGGGCGGGAUUUGCACAUCAGCCACGCGUGACACUUUUUCGGCUGAAACACACUCCACGCAGAUCUCGGACGAUUACGGUGAUUAUGCAUCGCUGACAUACACCACGAUCGCACCGCCGUUCAACGGUAGUGCACGCAGCGCGAGCAUUGCCAGCGUUAUUAGCAAGUCGACAAGCGGUCAAACUGUGGUCAGCGCAAUAGCGCCACCAGCAGGCCUGGCGAUCAGUCGCGUACAAAUCAAUUGCAACUCCGUCAGUCCGGUGAGCUAUCACACGGUAUAUUUGGGCGACGAGCCGUUGCACAACGACAAACAACGCGAACGCGCGGCAAGGCGUGGCAAAGUGGGCAGCAAGAGCCACGCGCAUGUCACUACAGUGGCGCUGGAGGGCAACUCGGCAACGGCCAAUGAUAUGCACAACAACAGUAGCAGCAAUGGCGGUAGUAUUGGCGCUACAGCGGCGAGCAUUGCAAACGAACUGGAGGAGGUGGCUGACAAUAUUUACAAUACACUGAAAUGAUGACUAAUGUGAUUUAGUUGGAAAUUGGGUGCAUCGGUGUUGAGCAUGAUAAGCAACGGCAAGGGGUUCUAUUGAGCCAUCGCGGCGUUGCCAACACACUUGCUCAGGAGCAAUUCGAACUGAGUGCGUGAGAACUAGUGAUUAAAUCUAAUUUAAUAUUAAACUACGAUUCGAACUGCUCGAAAGAGGAAACAGAUAUGUGAUGUUUAGGGUUUUCUAAGCGAUAAUGAUAAAGGUGCGUUUAGAAGGUAUUUUUUUUUUUAAAUAUUGAAGAUACAUACAUAUUGAUAUGGCUUUAGCUUAGUGUGGAUGGCAUGGGAUUUUGUAUUUAAUUGAGUGUAAUAUAUAUAGAAUAUAUAUCAGUAAAAUAUAGUUUUAACCGAGCGGAACUCAAAGACAUGUAAAGGUUCGAAAUUUAAAUACAUUAAGUCACAUUUGUCAGCAAAAUAUAUUCAGAAAGCUUGUGAGAGUGACUUCGUGUAAUCCAAAAAGACGCAAAUUAUUAUGUUGAGAAUGAAAUGAAUAGAUAAAUGUGCUAUAAUCUAGAUCAACUUUCAGUUAGGAAAGUGGGAGAUUGACAAAUAUUAAUUGCUUUUCAACAAAAAUAUGUUUUUCAUGUUUUUAAAGUCCUACUCUCUCCGGCUCUAUUUGUUACAAUAAUACCCUAUUGGAAAACACUCUUGAUUUGUAGUUAUUUCGUAAACAUUUCUCUCUCUAACAUAACUUGAACAGUAUGAAACCACAUAUUUCUUAAUUUCAAAAAGCUCAAGUGGAAAUUUACUGGUAGUUUUAAUCCUCUACACCUUUCACAAAGCGAGAGAGACACAUUUAAGACACUCACGAAUGUCGCUCUCGAAGUUUUCUGGUUUGUUUUAACUCUCAUUUAUAAAUGAUGAAUUACGUACUUUUAAACAGUAUUGCAUAUGGGAAAAUAAAAUAAACAAAAGCUUCAUUAUUUACAAUAACAACAAAACAAUAACAGUAAAUACACAAACAAUCUAUGGGUAAUUUAAACGAAAAUCAAAAUGAGUCGCGCAAAUUAGUAUUAACAAAAAUUCAAUACAAAUUUAGUAUUAAGCUUGCUGCAGUAUAGGCACCAAAACGCAUUUAAAUAAAACACCUAAAUUGAAAGCAUUAAUAAAUAUUAGUAACUGUGAAAUUAGAAGUACAUAGGCAAUCAUAUAAAUAGCAAAUCGGUAAACUAAAUUGUAUACGACGAAAAAUUUGGUUGAUUAAUCUCGAUUUAAUAUCAGAUCAAACGUCUUAUAUAAGAUUAAUUUCAUAUUAAUCGAGUAUUCUAAAAUUAAUCUCAGAUUGAAAGCUAAACGAAUAUUAAUUUCAAAUUAAACGAUUAAUGUAAGAUUAAUUUUAGUUUAGUCGAGUAAUCUAAGAUUAAUUUUUUGUUAAUCAUUUAAUCUAGCAUUAAUUCUGGAUUAGUCGCCUUAUCUAAGAUUAAAUUUAGUUAAAUCGACUAGUCCAGGAUUAAUUUCAGAUUAAACGAAUAAUCUAAGAAUAUUUUGAAAUUAAUCGUCUUUACAUUAAUCGACUAAUCUGAGAUUAAUUUCUUGUUAAUUGUUUAAUCUAAGAUUAAUUCCAGAUUAACCGACUAGUCUAAAAUGAGUUUUAGAUUAAGCGACUAACUCAAAUUUAAUUUUAUAUAUCUUAUAUAGUCGAUUAAUCGAAAAAAUACACCGAUCGGUUAAUUAGCUCCAUUUGUCGCGUUAGUCAAAAAUUUUCCGUAGAACAAUUUUCAACACUUUAUUAAAAUAAAUAAAUUAGACAAUUAAAAUCGUUAAACCGAAAGUCGCAUAAUUAAUCACUAUCACAAUUUAUAGAUUACUCACCACAUGGAAAAACACUCGUCUUCACUAAAUCACUAACAUAUGAACUUCAUUUGUAAUAAAUUACAGGCAUAUAUUUACUUCAAGAACAAAUAAUUCGAAACCACAAUCAACUUCACCUUAUGUACAUUGUAAAUACAAAAACAUACUAAUUUGUAGCAGAGCAAAUAUACCUAGAUAUUCAUACAAAUAUUAUUACCGACAUAAAUCACAAAUCAUCAAGCAAUUAAUCAAGCCAUCAAUAUACAUAUGUAAAUGUGUCACAAUUAAAGCAUACAAUAUUUCAACCAGCAGGCUUAAGUAUACAAAAUAUAUAGAUACAUAAAUAUCUCACAAUCAAAUUAAAUAAAAUAUCAGCUGUCCUGCAAUGAAUUCAAAUUUCACUCAAGACUCAAGAAAUCUAAAAAAACUCAAGUUUGUUUUUUGAGGUAAGUAAAUUUUUUGUUUUUUUUUCAUAGAAAAUUAUUUAUGAGAAAGCUUUGGGGCUAAUAUUGUUUAGGAAUCGAAGAAUAAUUUAGAGUAAUCUAAUAAUCUUCCAAAAGUAUGGUUCGAGCUUUUGAAACUUUCAUUUGAGCAGCGCUGAAUUUGUAACCUUUUUAAAAUAUAAGCUAAGUAAUAAGAAGCUAAGUAAUAUCUCCUGAUAUAUGGAAUAUAACGAAAGCUUGUAGUCUCAAUAGGAAGAAGCAAAAUAGUGAACUUCCAGAGGUUGGAUCAUCUAUCAAAGCGCUUAAAAAGAACGUAUACCAUGUGUCCAAUAUAUGCACUUAAAUAUAUGUAUAUGAAGUUUAACUUUUGGUGAAAGCUUGCAGGCUCAGUAACAAACCGGCAAGCUUUGCUCAGCUUAAAGCAUAUAUGAAAACUCUGAAUACGAAAAGGGUAGACCAUAUACGAGUAUCUCUAGUUGUAAUGUACUUGAUUUCUAACAUUUUUCAUCAGAUAAUAUUUUUUUAAGCUUGCUAAUAUUUCAUUAUAUUUGGUAUCUGAUUUUGUUUAAAGAAAGUGGAAACUUUGUUGGGCGCGAGCACUUAAUUUAGAAUUAAGCGUUAUCCUUUAUUAACUUUCUUAAAGGUUUUUUUGCAUGAAGCUCUAAGGUUUGAUGAAAGCUCUAAAGCUUUUUUUGCGUAAAGUCAAAGAGACAGAUGAAAGCUAUAAACCUUUAAAGCUCAAAGCUUUGAAGAUUGAUGAAAGCUGUAACGCUUUGUGCUUAGAGCUUUAAAGUUUUUAAGCUUCCUGGAAUAUUUAUUUCAGUGCGUAAACGGCUUAAGAUAAGAAAAUUUUUGGUUUUAAGUGAAGUGAAUGAGUUUUCAAGUUGUGAAAUGAUACAACUCAAGUUCUACAACAAACGAAAUUUUAUACCUAAAUCAUGCACAGGAUAAGUACACUUGCAGGACAGUGAAUAUUAUUAAUAAUAUUUGUAAAAUAUAUACAAAUAACCAAUCAUAUCUCACCACUCACAUAAGCAUCAUUAUCGUUCGUGGCAAUCAGUAAUUCCACAGCUUUGCAAAUACUGUUUGAAUACUGUAAUCACCAAAUAAAUAUCAAUAGCCAUCUCAGAGCACACAUAUGUAUAACUGUACAUGCCAUUUCACAAACACACAAGCACAGUUUAACAGAAGUUAGAUGUUAUUGAUAGCCCUACAACCCGACUCAUCAAUCAACACACAAGUCAAAGUCAUUGAAAUAUCACAAACAAAUAAAAAAUGAAAACAAAAAUAAAA